Molecule: messenger RNA, 3908 nt
Organism: Hevea brasiliensis (rubber tree)
Lineage: Eukaryota; Viridiplantae; Streptophyta; Magnoliopsida; Malpighiales; Euphorbiaceae
Product: auxin response factor 5
Exons: 14
Coding region: 830-3676 (948 amino acids)
Biological process (GO): regulation of DNA-templated transcription; response to hormone
Cellular component (GO): nucleus
Molecular function (GO): DNA binding; protein binding
Source: RefSeq, a predicted model, not a curated record
UGUCUCUCUCUCUCUCUCUCUCUCUUUUUCUCUUUCUAAUCUUGUUUCUCUAUGUAAUGUGAGAAAUGUUUUCGUGUUGUAAUAGAAUAAGCUCUGCUUUUUUAACAUUUCUUUAUUGUGUGUAUUUUACCCUUUAAUUGUUUUUUCAACAGUUUAAAGCUGCAACGAAAUCGCCAUAUACAGAAAGAGUGUGCGCAGGAUAAGAGCUUACACACUCUUUCUACUUUGAAGCAAAUACACACUAUAGACAUUAGUACAGCUUCAGAUAAAGCUAGAGGGAGGGAGCUUUUGAGGGAUGAGUAUAAAAAAAGAGGGAAUCACACAGGUGAUGAUGAUAGAUAGACGUGGUUCAUUGAAAGGUCCGCUUCUUUAAGGAGAUAAAAACAAGCACUUGAUAAUAACCCAGGCAUCCACAGAGUGAGAGAGAGAGAGAGAGAGAGAGAGAAAGACCCACUCCCAUGCUUCGUUCCGCGUGCUUUGAUGCAAAAUGAUGCGUUUUGAUUCUUGUUAUGUCAAAAGGCCCACCUUAAAAAGAUCUCCUACUUAACUUUUUGCAGGUUUUGUUUCUUGAUUUUGGACUCCCUGGAGGGUGAAGGCUUCUCUUUUGUGUCCAAUUGGAUUAGUUUUUUUGGUCACCCUCAGAUUCCCACGACAUGGUUUAAUCAAUCAUCCUUUUCCUUUUUUUACAUUGGAGAAACACGUAUAUGAUUUCAAGGGGAGUUUUUUUAUUGGUGACUGGAGGUGUUUUUAGUUGCAAAUUUGGGUUUCGGAUUAGAGACGUGAAGAUGGGAUUUUCUUCACAGUUCUACUGGGUUGGAGUAGUGAGUGUAUGCAUUUCAAAGAGAAGCACAUGAUGAUGGGUUCUGUUGAAGAGAAAAUCAAAACAGCAGGCUUGGUUGGUGGAGUUCAGACCAAUCUGCUCGAGGAAAUGAAGUUGUUAAAAGAAAUUCAGGAUCAUUCUGGGACUCGCAAGUCUAUAAACUCGGAGCUGUGGUACGCAUGUGCUGGUCCACUUGUUUCCUUGCCUCAGGUUGGAAGUCUUGUGUAUUAUUUUCCUCAAGGACACAGCGAACAGGUGGCAGUUUCCACUAAAAGAACAGCAACAUCACAAAUUCCCAACUACCCAAAUCUCCCUUCUCAGUUGCUUUGCCAAGUUCACAAUGUUGCCCUACAUGCAGACAAAGAUACGGACGAGAUCUAUGCUCAAAUGAGUCUUCAACCAGUGAACUCUGAAAAGGAUGUCUUCCCCAUACCAGAUUUUGGACUAAAGCCCAAUAAACAUCCAAGUGAAUUUUUCUGCAAAACCUUGACAGCCAGUGAUACUAGCACACAUGGUGGAUUCUCAGUCCCACGAAGGGCAGCAGAAAAGCUGUUUCCCCCAUUGGAUUACACUAUGCAACCACCAACUCAAGAACUUGUUGUUAGAGACUUGCAUGAUAGUACCUGGACAUUUCGCCAUAUAUAUCGCGGGCAACCUAAGCGGCACCUUCUUACAACUGGGUGGAGUGUAUUUGUUGGUUCAAAACGGCUUAAAGCGGGCGAUUCUGUUCUGUUUAUCAGGGAUGAAAAAUCACAGUUAUUGGUGGGCGUUAGACGUGCAAAUCGUCAACAAACAACACUACCAUCUUCAGUUCUAUCUGCUGAUAGCAUGCAUAUUGGUGUCCUUGCUGCUGCAGCUCAUGCUGCUGCCAAUCGGAGCCCAUUUACCAUUUUUUACAAUCCUAGGGCAUGCCCCUCGGAGUUUGUCAUUCCUUUAGCGAAAUACAGAAAAUCUGUGUAUGGGACUCAAGUUUCAGUUGGUAUGAGGUUUGGAAUGAUGUUUGAAACAGAGGAGUCAGGCAAACGCAGAUAUAUGGGCACCAUAGUUGGUAUUAGUGACUUUGAUCCACUCAGAUGGCCUGGUUCCAAAUGGCGAAAUCUUCAGGUAGAGUGGGAUGAGCCAGGGUGUUCUGAUAAGCAGAAUAGGGUUAGCUCAUGGGAAAUUGAGACUCCUGAAAGUCUCUUCAUUUUUCCUUCUCUGACUUCUGGUCUCAAACGACCUUUGCAUUCAGGAUUUAUAGGAGGGGAAACUGAAUGGGGGAACUUGAUAAAAAGACCCCUUGUCUGGCUUCCUGGAAAUGGAAAUGGGAACUUUUCAUAUUCUUCAAUUCCAAACCUAUCUUCUGAGCGAUUAUUUAAGAUGCUAAUGAAACCUCAAGAAGUUAACCAUCAGAUCUGUGAGUCUGCUCAACAAGAAGUCUCUGCUGCCAAGGUUCCUUCUUUAGACGAUGUUAAGACCAUGCAGGGAAUAGUCAAUCAGAUGCCUCAGCUUAACCAGUCAGUAGUUAUGUCAGUAGGAAACCAAAAUUAUUCCCAGUUCUGCUCCAACCGAUCGGAUGUACCUGGGGAGUUGCAUCCCCCUUGCGAUGUUGAAAAUCAAACAUCAGAUGGAGUUAGUAUAGAAAGGCUAAAAUCCGAACUUGACCAUUCUACAGAUCAGUUAAGCCAUGUAACCUCAAUCGGAGAAUGCAAUGAGGAAAAAUCCUCCUCAAGUCCUACAAAUCUGCAGAACUACAAUAACCAGCUGCAGUUUCAAAAUCAGAACCAGGCUCAAUUGCAUGCACAAAGCAGUCUCUGGCCUGCACAGCCACUCUUGGAACCUCCUGUUCUGCACCCCCAGCAUAUUAUCAUGCUCCAAGCUGAUUCUAAUACCCUAAAUGGCUCACUUCCUUUCCUAGAUACUGAUUAUGAAUGGAUAUCAAACCCUUCAUCUUGCACACCUCUCCCUGGGGUGUUUGGAUCACCGGGGUCUUUGUCAAUAUUUGGGUUGCAAGAACAAUCAGCUAUUCUCUCAGAUGCAAUCAACCCCUCUAUACCUUUAAUGAAUCAGGAUUUGUGGGAUCAGCAGCUGAGCAAUUUAAGAUAUUUAUCCCCAGCAAGCCAACUCAUUCCUUCGGCUCAGCAAGAACCCUGUAGCCUUAACUCAAGAGGAGGAAAAGAUUUAUCAGAUGAGAGCAAUAAUCAAAGUGGUAUUUAUGGCUCUCUUAAUAUUGAUGUUGGCAAUGGGGGGAGUGCUGUAAUUGGUCCUUCUGUGUCAAAUGCUAUUUUGGAUGAAUUCUGUACAUCAAAGGUGCAUGAUUUCCAAAAUCCUUCAGAUUGUUUGGUUGCCAACUUUAGCUCGAGCCAGGAUCUUCAGUCUCAGAUUACUUCAGCAAGCCUGGCAGACUCGCAAGCUUUCUCACAGCAGGACUUUCCAGACAGCUCAGGUGGUACGUCUUCAAGCAAUGUAGAUUUUGAGAAGGGCAAUUACAUGCAGAAUAACUCAUGGCAGCAAGUUGCUCCACGAGUGCGAACAUAUACAAAGGUUCAAAAAGCAGGCUCAGUGGGGAGAUCAAUCGAUGUCUCAAGUUUUAAAAACUAUGAAGAAUUAUGUUCUGCAAUUGAAUGCAUGUUUGGACUGGAGGGGCUGCUCAACAAUCCAAGAGAGUCGGGGUGGAAGCUGGUGUAUGUGGACUAUGAGAAUGAUGUUCUACUUAUUGGAGAUGAUCCUUGGGAGGAGUUUGUUGGCUGCGUCCGUUGCAUAAGGAUUCUGUCACCCUCAGAAGUUCAGCAGAUGAGCGAGGAGGGAAUGAAGCUUCUUAACAAUGCCAAUAUCCAGGGCCUUGCUUCUUCCAUCACAGAAGGCAGCCGCGCUUGAGAUAGAACAAUGGCCUUGGCCAAGUAACUCUUCUUUUACUGGGUGGAGGCAUCUUCUUCGAAUGGUCGCGUCUCAAUAAACUCUUACCGAGUUAUGAUACCACGGUAGUGGUUAGGGAUGUGGGAACCAGUCUCUGUUAGGAUGGCUUUAAAUGUAUGUAUUAAUAUGAGAUGACAUUUGUUCAUGUCUUGACUAAUUUAUGAGAUACCUUAUUAUAGAUCCUUCCCAUCAA